AUGGCUGACAGAAGGAUAAAAGAUUUUGAGAUGGGGAUGAUCCCAAUUGUGGUCCAAGAAAACAUCUAUUAUUGGUUGAGCCAAUUCCAAUAUGCUAAUAGUCUGAUUCCUCUGGAAAAGGAACUCAUGGAGAUCAUUAUUUCUCCUACACUGCUUGUUGUCUCAUCUGCCUAA
Sphenostylis stenocarpa is the source of this 174-nucleotide messenger RNA. The record is from the annotation of a GenBank genome assembly. Lineage: Eukaryota; Viridiplantae; Streptophyta; Magnoliopsida; Fabales; Fabaceae.